Molecule: messenger RNA, 1166 nt
Organism: Canariomyces notabilis
Lineage: Eukaryota; Fungi; Ascomycota; Sordariomycetes; Sordariales; Chaetomiaceae
Exons: 1
Coding region: 34-1014 (326 amino acids)
Source: RefSeq, a predicted model, not a curated record
UUUCCGAAUAUUCUUGACAUUACCUACUGUAGCAUGGCGGUCAUGAUUGCGCCGUGGAAUCCCGAUGCACUUCUGCGCAUCAGGGGCAACGCGAAACAAGGAGAAAUCCAAUGCUCCGGCAUCAAUCGCAGCGCCAAAAGAAGGGGCUCACGAUGCGGAUUUCACAAAUAUAAGGACAACAAAGACAACAUCAAAGUUCAAAAGAGGCUCCUAUCGCUAGCAAGCAAGGCCCCCUCCCAAGUCACCCUCCAAGAUCUCGCUGAACUGGCGGAACUAUGCCUUUGCAGGGACAACCACUAUUAUCAAAAGGACGACCUUGCCGAGGAAUGGAUGGAGAUGGUGGAGGGGUUUGCAGCUAUCCAACUUGCCGCUGAGACACAUCUUGCGGCCCGUCUCGACGAAGAAACAAACGCCAAGCAAGUCGCCGAACAAGAGCUCAACGACGCCCAGACCAAAAUCUCAAAUCUGUCAGUUGAGAUUGGGAGUCUCAAGGCUCGUCUAGCGCAAGUCGAGCUGGACAGAACUUUGGCGGAGGACAAGUUGGCGAAAGUAACAACGGAUCUUGAAGUACAAGCUCAGAGGUACAAGAAUCUUCUCCACAAGGUUAAGAAAGUACACGACUACAAGGUUCAGGCCCUUGACAACCAGUUGGCGGCGGCGAACACCAAGUGCGCCAGCCUUGAACAGGAGAUGGACGCCAAACUCUCAUUGGCGUCGAAGGAACGUCAGUCUUUGUCGGAAGAGCUUGCCAAGCUCAAGCGCCAGUUGGAGGAUGCCACCGAACAAAACCGCAGCUUGACCACGGAGAAUGCGGACUUGGAACAACAGCUGCGAACCACUACACAAGUUUUGGGGCAAAAACAUCAACGAAUUUCCAUGUUCGAGAGAGAACUAGAGGUAGAGAGAACAAAACCACUCUUGGUUCGGGAAGGCCAGGAGAAACAACGAGGUCGAAGUUGGCUUGGUCGACUUGGGCGGUGGUUCAGGGGAAGACGAUCCGAGUCCCAAGUAUAAACGGCGAAUGGACCGAACUUCAAGGUCGUGGACUAGUGGAGGACGGAUAUAGUUCAAUUUUGUACUUUGUUCCACAUGGUGUUAUGGAUUACUAGUAGGUACUAUGACAUUGCUCUAGAGUAGGUACCCUUCCUUCAACUUGUCGGUUUACA